AUGUUAUUUGCUCAAGAACACAAGAAAAAAAGCAGCAACCCUGACAUCCAGGAACUGGCUUGGUACAAUCAGCUAGCCCUGGGGUUACAGGCACUGGCCCAGCUUUCUCCUGGCCGGCACGAACAAUGUCACAGGGCAGCAACAUCAGCCUCGGGGCCCAGGAUCCCCGACGCCAGGGAUGGGGACUCGGUCCAGGCCGGAGGGAGAAUUCCACGCCGGCCCCCGCCUUCCUUCCCCGCACACACGCGCCCCGCCCGCGGCCAGCAGAAACCGGAAGACAAAGAAAGAAGGAAUGGGGAGGGGGCGCGAAGAAGAGGGGCAGAGGGUAGCCGCUGCCCCAGCAACAGCCAGAGAGGGAAGCGGCCAUGGAGUGGAGAGGCGAGGGGGUGGGAUGGGAAAGGGGUGGCGUGGGGGGGCGGCGGCUGGCAACCGGGGAGGGGGGACGCCCUGGGGCCGGCGGUCCAGCUCCGUCAGCCCACCCAUUCGUCCCCCUUAGGACUGAGGGGCAAACCGGAGGGUGUCCCAGAGAGAAAGGGCCGCGCGGGCUCGGCUCCCCAAGGUCAAGGCCGGACCCCGACAGAGCCGAGCCCAGACACCGGACUUACCUCGCAGCUGCCCCGCGCCCCGCGCCCCGCCCCGGUCGGGUCGGAGGAGCCCUCGGGCCGGGCCGGGCCGGGCCGGGCCGAGUCGGGGCGGGGGAUCGCGAGGGAAGAGGGCGGGCGGCAGGACCUUUGCUCGGGCCCCGCCCCUUGGAGCCCGGCGCGGCGGGAGGAGUGA
Messenger RNA from Budorcas taxicolor (takin), 777 nucleotides. Its product is annotated as proline-rich proteoglycan 2-like. The transcript has 2 exons. Lineage: Eukaryota; Metazoa; Chordata; Mammalia; Artiodactyla; Bovidae. The record is from RefSeq and is a predicted model, not a curated record. Bases 1 to 777 code for a protein of 258 amino acids.